GGUCCACUUAAAAAUCAGCAACAGAGCAGACAGUUUGCUUUCUUUUGACUCCGUUUGAACAAAGUGAAGCCCUGUAACUGUAAAUAGCAUUCCUUGGAGUUACUAUCAUGCGUUAUAAGCCAGAAGGAGAUAGUGGAUAGCCCCUUCCCGACAUGGAGGAUGGGAAGCCCGUGUGGGCACCACACCCCACAGAUGGGUUUCAGAUGGGCAGCAUCGUGGACAUCGGGCCCGACAGCUUGACGAUUGAGCCCUUGAACCAAAAAGGCAAGACAUUUUUGGCUCUUAUAAAUCAAGUGUUCCCUGCAGAAGAGGACAGUAAAAAAGAUGUGGAAGAUAAUUGUUCACUAAUGUACUUAAAUGAAGCCACAUUGCUCCAUAAUAUCAAAGUUCGCUACAGUAAAGACAGAAUUUAUACAUAUGUUGCCAACAUUCUGAUUGCAGUGAACCCGUAUUUUGAUAUACCUAAAAUAUAUUCGUCAGAUACAAUAAAAUCAUAUCAAGGAAAGUCUCUUGGAACAAUGCCACCUCAUGUCUUUGCAAUCGCUGAUAAGGCUUUCCGAGACAUGAAGGUGCUCAGGAUGAGUCAGUCUGUCAUUGUGUCUGGGGAAUCAGGAGCUGGCAAAACAGAAAAUACAAAAUUUGUUUUAAGAUACCUGACUGAAUCCUAUGGAACAGGUCAAGAUAUUGAUGAUAGAAUUGUUGAAGCUAAUCCACUCUUAGAAGCCUUUGGAAAUGCAAAGACUGUUCGUAACAAUAAUAGCAGUCGAUUUGGAAAAUUUGUAGAAAUACAUUUCAAUGAAAAGAGUUCAGUUGUUGGAGGAUUUGUUUCACAUUAUCUUCUAGAGAAGUCCAGGAUCUGUGUUCAAGGCAAAGAGGAAAGGAAUUACCAUAUCUUUUAUAGGUUGUGUGCCGGUGCUUCUGAAGAUAUUAGGGAAAAACUUCAUCUGAGCUCCCCAGAUAAUUUUCGGUAUUUGAACCGAGGCUGCACAAGAUACUUUGCUAACAAAGAAACUGACAAACAGAUUUCACAGAACCGCAAAAGUCCUGAGUACCUUAAGGCAGGUUCCUUGAAAGAUCCCCUGUUAGAUGACCAUGGAGAUUUCAUUCGAAUGUGCACAGCCAUGAAAAAAAUUGGCUUGGGUGACGAAGAAAAGCUGGAUCUAUUCCGAGUUGUAGCUGGUGUCCUGCACCUUGGAAAUAUUGAUUUUGAAGAAGCCGGCAGCACUUCAGGCGGGUGCAAUCUGAAGAACAAAUCUACUCAGUCGUUAGAAUAUUGUGCCGAGUUACUGGGUUUGGACCAAGAUGAUCUUCGAGUAAGUUUAACCACAAGAGUUAUGCUGACGACAGCAGGGGGCACCAAAGGAACGGUUAUAAAGGUCCCUCUGAAAGUGGAGCAAGCGAACAACGCCCGGGACGCCCUCGCGAAGACAGUCUACAGCCAUCUUUUCGAUCACGUGGUGAACAGAGUGAACCAGUGUUUCCCAUUCGAAACAUCCUCCUACUUUAUUGGAGUCUUGGAUAUUGCUGGCUUUGAGUACUUUGAACAUAACAGUUUUGAACAGUUUUGUAUCAACUACUGCAAUGAAAAACUGCAACAAUUUUUUAAUGAAAGGAUUCUGAAGGAGGAACAAGAACUGUAUCAAAAAGAAGGUUUAGGUGUUAAUGAAGUGCAUUAUGUGGAUAAUCAGGACUGCAUAGAUUUAAUUGAGGCGAAAUUAGUGGGAAUACUCGAUAUUUUGGAUGAAGAAAAUCGCCUUCCCCAGCCAAGUGACCAGCACUUCACAUCAGCAGUUCACCAGAAGCACAAGGACCAUUUCCGACUCACUAUUCCCAGGAAAUCCAAGCUGGCAGUUCAUAGGAAUCUCAGAGAUGAUGAAGGCUUUAUCAUCAGGCACUUUGCAGGGGCCGUGUGCUACGAAACAACCCAGUUUGUGGAGAAAAAUAAUGAUGCUUUACAUAUGUCCCUUGAGUCCUUAAUAUGUGAGUCCAGGGAUAAGUUUAUACGGGAGUUAUUUGAAUCAUCCACAAAUAAUAACAAAGACACUAAACAAAAAGCAGGAAAACUUAGCUUCAUCAGUGUGGGAAACAAGUUUAAGACACAGUUAAAUUUGCUUUUGGAUAAACUUCGAAGUACUGGGGCGAGCUUCAUUCGCUGCAUCAAACCUAACCUGAAGAUGACCAGCCACCACUUCGAGGGGGCCCAAAUUCUGUCUCAGCUUCAGUGCUCAGGUAUGGUGUCCGUUUUGGACUUGAUGCAAGGUGGCUUCCCAUCACGAGCUUCGUUUCACGAACUGUACAACAUGUAUAAAAAGUACAUGCCGGAUAAACUUGCAAGAUUGGACCCCAGGCUGUUUUGUAAGGCUCUUUUUAAAGCUUUGGGCUUAAAUGAAAUUGACUACAAGUUUGGAUUAACAAAAGUAUUUUUUAGACCUGGCAAGUUUGCAGAAUUUGAUCAGAUCAUGAAGUCGGACCCCGACCACUUGGCAGAGUUGGUUAAGAGAGUCAAUCUCUGGCUGGUCUGCAGUCGCUGGAAGAAAGUCCAGUGGUGUGCGCUGUCUGUCAUCAAACUGAAAAACAAAAUAAAAUACCGAGCAGAAGCUUGCAUUAAAAUGCAAAAAACUAUUCGGAUGUGGCUUUGCAAAAGGAGACACAAACCUCGCAUCGAUGGCCUGGUUAAGGUGGGCACACUGAAAAGGCGCCUGGACAGGUUUAAUGAGGUAGUAAGUACAUUAAAGGAUGGAAAACCAGAGGUGAACAAACAGAUCAAGGAUCUUGAAAUUUCUAUCGAUGCUUUGAUGGCCAAAAUUAAGUCUACUAUGAUGACAAGGGAGCAGAUACAGAAGGAGUACGAUGCUCUAGUCAGAAGCUCCGAGGAGCUGCUCAGUGCAUUACAGAAAAAAAAGCAGCAGGAAGAGGAAGCAGAAAGGCUGAGGCAUAUUCAAGAAGAAAUGGAAAAAGAAAGAAAAAGACGAGAGGAAGAGGAACAGCGACGAAGAAAGGAAGAGGAGGAAAGGAGGAUGAAACUUGAGAUGGAAGCAAAGAGAAAACAAGAAGAAGAAGAGAGGAAGAGAAGGGAAGAUGAUGAAAAACGAAUUCAGGCGGAAGUGGAGGAGCAGCUGGCCAGGCAGCGGGAGGAGGAGUCGCAGCAGCAGGCUGUGCUGGAGCAGGAGCGCCGGGACCGGGAGCUGGCCCUGCGCAUCGCCCGGAGCGAGGCGGAGCUGAUCAGCGAUGAGGCGCAGGGCGACCUGGCGCUGCGCAGCUCGGUUUCCUAUCCCGUAACUUCUAAAAAUGAUGGAACAAGACCCCAAAUGACACCGGAACAAAUGGCCAAAGAAAUGUCAGAACUUUUGUGUAGAGGCCCUGCUGUACAAGCCACCAAGGCAGCUGCCGGGACCAAGAAGUACGAUCUCAGUAAAUGGAAGUACGCAGAGCUGCGCGACACCAUCAACACUUCUUGUGAUAUUGAGCUCCUGGCAGCUUGCAGAGAAGAAUUUCAUAGGAGACUAAAAGUGUAUCAUGCUUGGAAAUCUAAGAACAAGAAGAGAAACACUGAAACAGAGCAACGAGCUCCAAAGUCUGUUACUGAUUAUGAUUUUGCACCAUUUUUGAACAAUUCACCUCAGCAGAACCCCGCCGCUCAGCUUCCUGCCAGGCAGCAGGAGAUCGAAAUGAACCGGCAGCAGCGAUUCUUUCGAAUCCCGUUCAUCCGCCCUGCAGACCAGUACAAAGACCCGCAGAGUAAGAAGAAGGGCUGGUGGUACGCCCACUUCGAUGGGCCCUGGAUCGCGCGGCAGAUGGAGCUCCACCCCGACAAGCCACCCAUCCUUCUCGUGGCUGGUAAGGAUGACAUGGAGAUGUGUGAGCUGAACCUCGAGGAGACGGGCCUCACUCGGAAGCGCGGCGCUGAGAUUCUGCCGAGACAGUUCGAGGAGAUCUGGGAGCGCUGCGGAGGCAUCCAGUACCUUCAGCGCGCCAUCGAGAGCAGACAGGCGCGGCCCACCUACGCCACAGCCAUGCUGCAGAACCUGCUGAAGUAGCGCUGGGAGGGAGGCCGUGCGCAGGCCCGGAGCGCGACCGCCCGUGCUGGUGUUAGAGUAGCUUAGGCAAGGUGAACGGCUUGUACUAAUCAUGGCUUUCGUUAAUUCGCUUAAGGCUAGUUAAGGUUAUGGGAGUGAAUUUGGGGCCUGACAGUUGUUUCCUUUAUCCAGUUAUCGCUCUUCGUCCCCUCCUCUCUCUAAAGCUUGUCAGGCUGGGGCAGAUUCCACGCCUCUCACUCUCUGUCGGCAGAUCUUAAGUCCUCCUCGAUUGUUCUCAAGGAAAAGAGGGCUUUACAGAUAUUUCAGAAGACAUAGUACCUUACAUCUGGAGUGAUGAAACAUUAAAUUCCUUCUAAGAAUUAAGGCACUUAAAGUGAUUACAGCACUGAUGUUUGAAAAGCAUCUUAAAAGCAGUGAAUUUUCUCUUUUUCAGAAAUUCACAGAUACUGCCUCCAACAAUGGAAAUUCUUAUCCCCCCCGCCAUGUGUCUUACUUUGGGUGAAGCAGUUCUUACUAACAGCUAGAAUUCUGGAAAGAGCCUUAAUUUAUUUA
This is a messenger RNA of Fukomys damarensis (Damara mole-rat), 4589 nucleotides long. RefSeq names its product myosin VI (gene Myo6). Gene Ontology annotation, molecular function: microfilament motor activity; actin filament binding; ATP binding. The transcript is spliced from 37 exons. The coding region runs from base 153 to 4037 and encodes 1294 amino acids. Lineage: Eukaryota; Metazoa; Chordata; Mammalia; Rodentia; Bathyergidae. Gene Ontology annotation, biological process: actin filament organization; endocytosis; vesicle transport along actin filament. Gene Ontology annotation, cellular component: actin cytoskeleton; ruffle; myosin complex. The record is from RefSeq and is a predicted model, not a curated record.